Messenger RNA from Fomitopsis serialis, 666 nucleotides. RefSeq lists its product as uncharacterized. NCBI's taxonomy places the organism in Eukaryota, Fungi, Basidiomycota, Agaricomycetes, Polyporales, Fomitopsidaceae. The transcript is spliced from 6 exons. The coding region runs from base 130 to 603 and encodes 157 amino acids. The record is from RefSeq and is a predicted model, not a curated record.
GCAGUGUCCGGCGCAGGCACCAUUUACGUGACAACCAACCUGCGAAAUUCUGCAAACGAACCAGGGACCUCACAAUGGAAAUGGGUCUCGGCUACUUUCGUCGGUACCCUCUGUCUCAACAUAUAUUGCAUGACAUUCAUCGCAGGCAGACUUGUUGUCUCGGAAUGUAAUCUCAUCAAAGCUGGCCUCCAACCUGACGCCACCAAUGUCAUCACGAAGGCCCUCGUCAUCUUCAUCGAGAGCGCAAGCAUCUACACAGGAUGGGCCGUCUUUUACUGUGUGUCCUACGAAACUCAGAGCGACGCGCGUUUCGUGGCGCGUGAUUGUUCGCCUGCUGUCGCGGGACUCACGUUCGGGCUCAUCAUCGUUCAAGCCCGCCUGGCCUUCCCGCAGGGCGUAGCCGAAAGGCGAACCGGAAACACCACAGACGAGCUGCGGUUUGCCUCGCAACACACGUCACACAUGCUCACAUCCAUCGUGGUGAACGUGCCCGAUAUCGCACGGGAGCCCGAGGACAUGGAUGCGGAUAACCAGCACGACUCGUUGCCUCAAGUGAAGCUGUUGAAGCUGGAUCCUCUUCAUGGAAUGCAGCACGGGUCAUAGCGACAAACCAGAUUCUUAUAAGUUACGACUGCGAGUAAGUAUUAUAUGUACUCAUACGUGCUA